Molecule: messenger RNA, 198 nt
Organism: Verruconis gallopava
Lineage: Eukaryota; Fungi; Ascomycota; Dothideomycetes; Venturiales; Sympoventuriaceae
Product: 60S ribosomal protein L29
Exons: 4
Coding region: 1-198 (65 amino acids)
Biological process (GO): cytoplasmic translation
Cellular component (GO): ribosome; cytosolic large ribosomal subunit
Molecular function (GO): structural constituent of ribosome
Source: RefSeq, a predicted model, not a curated record
AUGGCCAAGUCAAAGAACUCGUCUCAGCACAACCAGUCGAAGAAGGCGCACAAGAACGGCAUCAAGAAGCCUAAGACGCACCGCUACCCAUCGCUCAAGGGCACAGAUCCCAAGUUCCGACGCAACCACAGACACGCGCUGCACGGCACCAUGAGGGCCCUGAAAGAGGUGAAGGAGGGCAAGCGUGACGCCGCAUAA